Messenger RNA from Penicillium roqueforti, 555 nucleotides. RefSeq names its product protein dprC (gene dprC). The coding region runs from base 1 to 555 and encodes 184 amino acids. The transcript has 2 exons. The record is from RefSeq and is a predicted model, not a curated record. Lineage: Eukaryota; Fungi; Ascomycota; Eurotiomycetes; Eurotiales; Aspergillaceae.
AUGUCGCAACCACCCUACCAAGGCUAUGAACACGCCGACCCAAUCCAUACUGCCCGCGGCGAAGUGGGUGGCGGCUCCUCAACUGGCGCCCAAGGCAUCCCAACAGGCCUCCACGACACACGAUCCGAUUACGAUGAAUCCAAGGGCUACAACUCUGCCACAGGAGCCAGUUACUCGCGAGCAUCGGCAGGAGGACCGACCCAGACCCACCAGCGACCGCUCUCACCGUCGCCUCGCAGCGAUGACCGGAUUGUAGGGGAUGCGCCGCUCCCGUACACGGCCAGUACAGCGCAGCGCGCGGAAAUGGGUGAUCGUUCGGCUCAUGGGACUCAUGGGUCUCAUGGACGGUCUGGUGAGAAGUUCGGGGAAAGAGUGAAGGAAGCUUUCGCGUCGGUUCAUGGCGCUGGAGAAUCAUUGCGUGGAAACUUGACCACCGCUGUUGAUCGGGCUUUUGGGUCUGAGGAUGGUGCUGAGCGGAAUCAAGAGAUUGCGAAUAGAGGCGAGGAGGAGUUUCGGACUGGUCAGUUUGUGGGGCACAGGGACCAUAGAACAUAA